GACUGGAAGUGGUUUUGGACCCAUCGGAAUAUUCUACUUCUUGUUCAUGUGGUAUAAUUACAACAUGGAUGUUCUUUGCUUGGCGGGCUGGUACGGUCGUGUUUUACGUGCUAGAUGGAAGAACAGUUAAAGGAACGUCGUCCUUCAAUAUAGGAGAAUUAUUAGAUAAAAUACACAUAAUUCAAGCCAAAGUUACGUUAACAUACACUUCACCAUUGAGCGAAAGUACUUACUAUGUAGAGCUGGCUGUGAGCGACGGUUGUAAUGGCGAGGUGACUGGGACCAAGAUUUACCAAUCUACCAGCUUCUACAACUGUGGUAGAUUCAGAAAACAGCGUCCAGGACUCUUCUAUACAUUUACCGCAACAGACCCAUCUGGCCCAUCUGGCGAUAGUUUAACAUGUUCGUUAUAUGAUACAAACCCAGAUGGAGGGCCAUUCAGUAUUUCUCAAGGAGUUCCUAAUGUUUAUGGUGAGUAUAACAUUGUACAAUCAGCCUCACCAGGAUAUACCUAUUCGACAAAGAAAUAUUACGAUUUGCGGAUAUCCUGUACAGACGGUGUGACGACUGUGUACUCAAACUUUCAAGUUGACGUCGUCAAAAACGAAGCUCCUACUUUCACUGCAGGAUCAAGCGGUUACGUUCCAGGAUCGAUUUCUGUGGACAGGACUGCAGGUACUUCAAUAUAUCAGCUUAUAUAUUCUGACGCGGAGUCAGACACCGUGUCUUUCACCGAUCCUCCCACUUGCAGUGACAAUGGCCACUGUCCCUUUGCAAUAAGCGGAACAGGUGAGAUAACAACAAAUGCUGUACUUGAGGAGGAAGGCUACAAUCUGGAUAUCACAAUACGUGACAAUUAUGGAAAUGCAGAGACACAUUCUUUAUCUGUUGUUACUUCUGGUCGUCCUUAUACGUUUAAUGAAGCACCAAUAUGGAGAAAUCUGCCAGCAACAAAAUACGUGAUGGAAAAUACACCUGUUGGAACAUCUCUGUUUAAAGUGAUCUACACAGACGAAAAUCCGACGGAUACAUUUACAAUGGCAAAUGUUUCUCCUGGCUCAGAUGAUGUUAAUACAUACUUCCAAUUUGAUGCCACAACUGGAAUUAUAUCAAUAAAAGAGGCACCGGAUUAUGAGAGGCCUUUUACAGACAACGUGACAAUGAGUAUUAGUAUUAAUGAUGGGACACUUGCACAGCAUAAUACAGUUAUUGGAACUAUAACGUUUGUUGUCGAAAAUGUUAAUGAGGGCAUCACCCUUAGCAUUACAAACACAGCCCUUACUGCCGACGAGACAAAUACCAGAGGUACGGCGUUCACUCCGAACCCUGGAAUAUCCGCCACUGAUAUAGAUGCUGGAGAUAACAUGUAUUUUACAAUGGAUUGUGGAGACGAUUCUAAAUACUUUUACCUGGAUACGGCAACAAAUGAGGUGAAGUUUGCUAGAGAAUAUGAUAUGGACUCCGGAUUGUCCGGUACUGCGACUUGUAAUGUAACUGUGCGUGAUGAGGCGGGAAUGUCGGACUCGGGGCUCAUUACAUUGACAAUUAACAAUGUCAAUGACCAUGUUCCGAAGUUUCCACACCAUAUAUACGUUUUCUUCGUAUCUACAACAACGCCUUUUUUCACGGAAAUUGCCGACAUGGCAGCAACUGACUUGGAUAGCGACGCGUUCGGAUCCACAAACGGGGUUCUAACAUACAGUUUCAGUCCUGCAAGCCCUACGGGCGACUAUUUUCAGAUGAAUGCAGCAGGUGUGUUAUUUGUGCGGGAUGUUACUUCUUACACAGGCAAUACGUACGUUUUUGAAAUAAUAGCUGCUGACAGUGGAGGGUUGCAAGGGACGUGUACAGUUACAAUUAUAUUCAGUCCGGUGAUCACCACUACAACAUCGACUACCGAAAGAACGCUGAAGUUUGAAGAUGACUACCAAAAUUACAUAUGGUUGUUUUUGUUAGGGUGUGGAAUAUUUGCUUGUAUUGUCGUUAUAUUGAUCAUUGUGUGGAAGGAUCCAGUCGUCAAUGAAUAUAUGAAUUAUAAGAUGUACAAGUUAUGCGAGUGGUGUAGAAAGAAACCUAAGCCGAAGAAGCCAAGACGCCAUGUUGAGAAACUCCGGGUCAUGAUUAACAAGAAGGACCUUGAAAAUGAUCCUGACAACGCUUUGCCAUGGGAACUCCUUGCUAAAGACAACGACGAACCGAAAGUGAACGAAGUUCAAGAAAUGAUCAAGCAUCGGUCUGAAAAACGAGAUCGUGACUAUAAGAAUUUUGCGGGUCUUCCGGUGUUUGAGAGAGGAAAAGGGAGCCGGCCCGAAUCCGGACGAGCUACAGUUCACUCUUCAGCGAGUAGCGCUGGUAGACCGGACAGUGAAUCGCCUAAGUAUGCAACAUUUAUGUCCUCUACUGGCCAGGAGGAAGAAGACGGUGGUGAAGGUCAAUGGGGUGAUCUUACCGAGAGACGUGUUAUUAUAACACCUGUUGCACCAGUUCCGGAAGACAAUGGCAACGACAGGAAUAAAGGCGAAGCGGAGGAUCUUAUUCGGGAUUCUUCACAGGAUUGGUGAAAUGGUGGUUUUCAAGGACUUUCAAAAAUUCUGUGAAAAUAUUUUUACCGAAAACCAAUGAAUAGUUCUUAAACUUAUAUUUUUUUCACUUAUAAUAGUUGAAUAUAGUCAAACCCUCAAUCAUUUUUAUCAUAGACCGUUAGUAACGAAUAUGUUUUUAUAUAAUCGUUAUUACACAAAUAAGAUUAUAAAAUUAAACCAGUUUUUUUCUAUCUGUAGGUGGGGUUUAUUGAUAUUUUGCUUAUACAAUGUAAUUAAAAAUAAUUUCAGGCAAAUGUUUACAGUUAAUUGAGUGUUGAUUUAUCUGCUGCAUAGUUACAUCUUUACAAUAUUGAAAGGAACAUAGUUUUGCCACAACCAUUUACUUCCACAGAUUCAUAAAAAUGGAUUAAGUGUGCAGCUUGAUUCCAACAUACUGAAGCACCUUAAAAUGCAGAAAUCGGAAUCCUUAAAGAAUGCCAAAAAAACGACAUAAUUGAUAAUGUUGCAGACUCGGUUUGAUUGAGCUUAUUCAUAGACGGUACCGAAAAGUGCAAGUUAAAAUCAUAGAAAUAAUCCGAACCUAUAAGAGUAUGAUAUAAUUUUAUGAAUGUCUAUUUUUAUUUUAUUUUUCUUAUUUUUGUUUAUUCAUUUAUUGUUGUUUUGUUAUUUUUUUGAAAUUUUUCAUUAGAUUAAACAUAUCCUUUCAUA
Ruditapes philippinarum (Manila clam) is the source of this 3251-nucleotide messenger RNA. RefSeq names its product protocadherin Fat 4-like. The transcript has 18 exons. Gene Ontology annotation, molecular function: calcium ion binding. Gene Ontology annotation, cellular component: membrane. NCBI's taxonomy places the organism in Eukaryota, Metazoa, Mollusca, Bivalvia, Venerida, Veneridae. The annotation marks the transcript as partial. The record is from RefSeq and is a predicted model, not a curated record. Gene Ontology annotation, biological process: homophilic cell-cell adhesion.